Molecule: messenger RNA, 2366 nt
Organism: Myotis brandtii (Brandt's bat)
Lineage: Eukaryota; Metazoa; Chordata; Mammalia; Chiroptera; Vespertilionidae
Gene: KLHL6
Product: kelch-like family member 6
Exons: 8
Coding region: 42-2357 (771 amino acids)
Biological process (GO): germinal center formation; B cell receptor signaling pathway
Molecular function (GO): protein binding
Source: RefSeq, a predicted model, not a curated record
CAAUGUGACCUGCCUGAAACUUGGGCGCUUCUCCAGUCUGGAUGUUGAUGGCAGGACAAAGGGGCAUCUGGACUAUGGGCGACGUGGUAGAGAAAAGUUUGGAAGAGCCAUUGGCACCUCCUGCAGAUGAACCCUCCCAGAAAAGGGGGGACCUGGUAGAAAUCUUAAAUGGUGAUAAGGCAAAAUUUGACGACACGGGACUGUCCUUAAUUCUGCAGAAUGGCCUGGAGACCCUCCGAGUGGAAAAUGCUCUGACGGAUGUCAUCUUGUGUGUGGACAUUCAGGAAUUCUCCUGCCACCGCGUGGUGCUUGCUGCGGCCAGCAACUAUUUCAGGGCCAUGUUCUGCAAUGACUUAAAGGAAAAGUAUGAGAAGAGGAUCAUUAUCAAAGGAGUCGAUGCUGAGACCAUGCACACUCUCCUGGACUACACCUACACCAGCAAGGCGCUGAUCACCAAGCAGAACGUCCAGCGGGUCCUGGAAGCGGCUAACCUCUUCCAGUUCCUGCGGAUGGUGGAUGCCUGCGCCAGCUUCCUCACCGAAGCCUUGAACCCAGAGAACUGCGUUGGGAUCCUGAGGCUGGCGGACACGCACUCCCUGGACAGUCUAAAGAAGCAGGUUCAAAGUUACAUCAUCCAAAACUUCGUGCAGAUUCUGAACGCCGAGGAGUUCCUUGAGCUCCCCGUGGACACUCUGUACCACAUCUUGAAGAGCGAUGACCUUUAUGUGACGGAGGAGGCUCAGGUGUUUGAGACGGUGAUGAGCUGGGUCCGGCACAAGCAGUCGGAGCGGCUCUGCUUGCUCCCCUACAUCCUGGAGUACGUGCGCCUGCCGCUUCUGGACCCGUGGUACUUUGUGGAGACGGUGGAGGCAGAUCCUCUCAUCAGGCAGUGCCCGGAGGUCUUCCCGCUGCUCCAGGAAGCCAGGAUGUACCACCUUUCUGGCAAUGAGUUCCUGCGGAUGGUGGAUGCCUGCGCCAGCUUCCUCACCGAAGCCUUGAACCCAGAGAACUGCGUUGGGAUCCUGAGGCUGGCGGACACGCACUCCCUGGACAGUCUAAAGAAGCAGGUUCAAAGUUACAUCAUCCAAAACUUCGUGCAGAUUCUGAACGCCGAGGAGUUCCUUGAGCUCCCCGUGGACACUCUGUACCACAUCUUGAAGAGCGAUGACCUUUAUGUGACGGAGGAGGCUCAGGUGUUUGAGACGGUGAUGAGCUGGGUCCGGCACAAGCAGUCGGAGCGGCUCUGCUUGCUCCCCUACAUCCUGGAGUACGUGCGCCUGCCGCUUCUGGACCCGUGGUACUUUGUGGAGACGGUGGAGGCAGAUCCUCUCAUCAGGCAGUGCCCGGAGGUCUUCCCGCUGCUCCAGGAAGCCAGGAUGUACCACCUUUCUGGCAAUGAGAUAAUAUCAGAGCGCACCAAGCCCAGGAUGCAUGAGUUCCAGUCUGAGGUGUUUAUGAUCAUCGGUGGCUGCACGAAGGAUGAACGGUUUGUGGCGGAGGUAACCUGCCUGGACCCCCUGAGGCGCAGCCGCCUGGAGGUGGCCAAGCUCCCGAUGACGGAGCAUGAGCUGGAGAGUGAGAAUAAGAAGUGGGUGGAGUUUGCAUGCGUGACAUUAAAAAAUGAGGUCUACAUCUCAGGUGGCAAAGAAACACAGCAUGAUGUUUGGAAAUAUAAUUCUUCGAUCAACAAAUGGAUCCAAAUAGAGUAUUUGAACAUAGGUCGCUGGAGGCAUAAGAUGGUGGUGUUGGGUGGCAAGGUCUAUGUGAUCGGAGGUUUUGAUGGCUUGCAGAGGAUCAACAACGUGGAGACCUACGACCCCUUCCACAACUGCUGGUCAGAGGCGGCACCCCUCCUCGUCCAUGUCAGUUCCUUCGCAGCCACCAGCCAUAAGAAGAAGCUCUAUGUGAUUGGGGGAGGGCCCAAUGGAAAACUGGCCACGGACAAGACUCAGUGUUACGACCCUUCAACCAACAAGUGGAGUUUAAAGUCGCCCAUGCCAGUGGAGGCUAAAUGCAUCAAUGCAGUGAGUUUCCGGGACCGCAUCUAUGUCGUUGGUGGGGCCAUGAGAGCGCUGUACGCCUACAGCCCCCUGGAGGACACCUGGAGCCUGGUCACCCAGCUCAGCCACGAGAGGGCCAGCUGCGGGAUCGCGCCCUGCAACAACCGGCUCUACAUCACGGGCGGGCGCGACGAGAAGAACGAGGUCAUCGCCACGGUGCUGUGCUGGGACCCGGAGGCCCAGAAACUGACGGAGGAGUGCGUGCUGCCCCGGGGGGUGUCGCACCACGGCAGCGUGACCAUCAGGAAGUCCUACACCCACAUACGGAGGAUCGUGCCCGGCGCCGUGUCGGUCUGACUGCGGGAG